UGAAGAAGGCACUCCAAGUAUCAACAUCAAGCAUUGACCAAAUGUGCUGCGUGUGGUUUCUACGUUCAAGAGUCGGGCUAUUUCCAGGCAAGGUGCGCCGUGUUGUGAUAUUUAAAAAAAAUCAUAAAUCGUAUUUUUAGGGCUUCACUUAUGGUUUCAGAUACUCUGACCAAGUCGGAGUUCAGGAAAAUGCGGAAUUAAACUGGCGUGAAGUUUAAAUGGACUUUAAAAGGCUCAAGACUGGACUAAUGGUGGUGUAUUUUUGAAUUUUUAUCUUGUCUUUUUAACCUGUCUGGUCAUCUGAAGGAUUAAUUGCUUUUAUAUAUUUUUUGGGUUGAAAAUGUGACGACUUUUUUUUAACUAGUGUAAUUUUAAAGGUUUUGAAAGUUAUUUCACACAAAUCUUGAACUGUACCAGUAAGAGGAGUCUGAAGUGAGAACAUCCAUGGAUUGAAACAUUCAACUUUAAGCUUCAAGUGCAAAAGUGCCUCAAGCAAGGUUGAGAAAUGUGUGAAGGAGAGUGACGGACGGCCAUGGGUCUGGAGAGACGGUGGCUUGAGGCUGUCACCACUGCUCUAGCCAUCUGUCUGCUAAGUGUGUCUCAAAGUUUGUCAUCAGUGGUUCGUGGCAGAGAGGGCAGCUCUGCAGAGCUGGGUUGCAGUCUCACGCCUAAAUUUCAUGAUGCCACCAGCCCUAACCUCUUCCCGCUGCAUGUGGUGGAGUGGGUGCGGCUCGGUUACAACGUUCCCAUCCUCAUCAAAUUUGGAGUGUAUGCACCGAGAGUUCAUCCCAACUACAAGGGGCGUGUCUCUCUGUCAAGGGGCGCCUCCCUGCUGUUGGAGCGGCUGACCCUGGAGGAUGAGGGUUGGUUUGAGUGCCGCAUCCUGCUUCUGGAUAGCAAAACCGACGACUUCCAAAAUGGCACCUGGACCUUCCUCUCCAUUACAGCUCCACCAGUGUUUAUCAAGACACCGCCAACUUUUGUAGAAGUUCUUCUUGGAGACUCACUGACACUCAGCUGUGGAGCUCAUGGAAACCCUCGCCCAACUGUGGUCUGGCACAAAGAUGAGAGCCCAGUUGAGAAACAUGAAAAAAUCAAAGUCCUCAAUGGUAGCUUGUCUUUGGCCUCAGUCACAAGAAACAUCUCAGGAGUGUACAAAUGUCACGUUUCCAAUUCAGAGGGCAACCUGACACAUUCAACGCAGCUGCAGGUCAAGGGUCCCCCAAUCAUCAUCAUUUCACCUGAAGACACUACUCUCAACAUGACCCAGGAUGCAGUUCUGCAGUGCCAGGCUGACGCUUACCCUUCCAACCUUACAUAUGAGUGGAUGAAACAGGGGCAGAAUGUUUACCAUAUUGAAUCUCUUAAAUCCAGAGUGAAGGUUUUGGUGGAUGGAACCCUUCUAAUCCCUAAUCUAAUCCCAGAAGAUGCUGGCAACUACACCUGUAUCCCAACCAAUGGGAUAUUGAAUCCACCCUCAGCCUCAGCACAUCUCAAAGUGAAACACCCUGCUCGAGUUGGACGAAUGCCCAGGCAAACCUACCUGCCCUCAGGUAUGGAGGGCGUCAUUGUGUGUCCUACCCAAGCUGAUCCGCCGGUGCUGUAUGUGAACUGGACCAAAGAUGGGAAUAAUUUAAAUCUUGACAAAUUUCCAGGGUGGAUGGUGAACUCUGAGGGUUCGGUUUUUAUUGCAACAGCAAAUGACAAUGCUGUAGGCAUGUACACUUGCACUGCAUAUAACAGCUACGGAACCAUGGGUCAGUCUGAGCCCACCCAGGUCAUUCUCCAGGAUCCACCCACAUUCCAAGUACCUCCUCGGUCGGAGUAUCUGCAGGAGGUGGGCAGAGAGUUGAUCAUCCCCUGCGAAGCCAGUGGGGAUCCUGCCCCGAACAUAACAUGGAGCAAGAUUGGCCCUACUCCUCGUUCUCAGUACUAUGUAUUGGCUAAUGGUUCCCUCCUGCUGCAGCCUCUCAGUAAGGACCACCAUGGAGGCUGGGAAUGCCUGGCCUCUAACCGUGUAGCAACUGUCAGUGCAGGCACUGUGGUCAUGGUGUUGGGCACCAGUCCCCAUGUUACGUCUUCAGUGUCUGUAAACACAGAGAUGAACCAAGCUAAUGUAUCCUGGGUGCCUGGAUUUGAUGGCGGCUUCACCCAGAAAUUCACUGUGUGGGUCAAGCAGUCAUCCAGAGGGAAACAUGAAUGGGCGUCUUUACCUGUGCCCACAUCCAAGAACUACCUUCUGGUUACUGGUCUUGUGGCUGGGACCAGUUAUCAGUUCAGUGUCCUACCUCAAAAUAAACUGGGCUCUGGGCCUUUCAGUGAAAUUGUUACUGUUACAACUGAAGCUCUGCCAACAGAAGCCCCAACUGUCAUUACUACUCUACCAAUGCUGGAACCACCCAUUGUCUUGUCUGCCAACCGCACCAGACAAGGCGUUCUUCUCCAGUGGUCACCUCCUGAGGCGCCAUCCUCUCCACUGACAGGUUAUGUGCUGCAGGCUCGCCGGAAUCAGGGCCAGUGGGUCACCCUCAGCAGCAACAUCAGUGCCAAUCAGAGUGAAGUCCUUGUACAAGGACUGCUUCGUGACUCCAAUUAUAAUCUGAGGCUGUUGUCCUGCAGCAACAAAGUGCUCAGUGAGCCUAGUGGUUUUGUCAAUAUAUCUACCACAGGGAUGGAGAUUUACCCCUUACGCCCACAUUUCUUGGAGCUUGUCCCUGAGCCUCUGCUGGCAGGUGUGAUUGCAGGGGUGUGCUUCCUGUUCAUGGCUAUUGUGCUAUCCUUGGUCACAGCUUGCUAUAUGAGUACCCGGAGAGAACGUCGGCGCAGGAAGAGACAACAAGACCUCCCAUCUCCUUUCCAGAAGAGCCCAUCUUCAGAAGUUCGACAUCCUCCUCGCAGCCCAGAUAGUGUCUUGAAGCUCAAGCUCUGCCCGACCCUCCCUUUCUUCCCCACCUCCUCCUCACAGUAUGAUCGCUCCUCUUUUGGCAAAGUCAGUCGAGGAGAAUACCAAGACCAGCGCAAGCAACUCCUGGCUAACUCAUCUCCGCCACCACAUUAUACACUUUUUGAAAGCCACCUUGGGUCCCAGGCUCCCUCCCCAACAGCUUUGGAGUCAAUUUCAAGAGGCCCAGAUGGACGUUUCAUAAUCCAACCCCUGAUAGAGGGUUGCAGUCCCUCCAGUAAGAAAAAUCUAAAGGACAUUUUGCUCAGCAAUGGUGGUGCAAGUGGCUCAGGAAGCAACCGUACUUCAUUCAGGGACUCCCCAAAAUCAAGCAUCUUGAGUUCCGACAAAGACGAAAGGAAAGAUUCUCCACUUACUGUGGAUGUGCCUGAACUCAGCAGGCCUCCAUCCUCCCCAGGAAGGGUUCGGGCUAUUGCUCGGAACUUCUCCCGUCAUGGCUGCUUUUACUCUGAUGAUGAACAUGGCGCAGAGAACCUACUGGAAAGAGCGAGCUUCUAUUCAGACAAUAGUGAGAAAAAGCCCAGUGAUCCUCUAAGAAGGCAUCGCAUGCCAGCCCGCACUGAGGACUUAUUCCCCGAGUUGGCCAGGAGAACCUACAUUUUAGAUAAAGAAGAUAGGCCACAACCUUCAGGCUAUCAUCCAAUGACCAGUCACCUGACUGAUGAUAGCACGCUAGUCACGCAGCUUGACAGCGAAGUAGAAAAUGACAGCAUCCAAAAGUGCAUUCAACUGGCCAAGGAGAGGGAGGAAAUGGAGCGGGAACUUGAACGCUACACAACCAGUCACAAAAACCAAGAAAGGGGGAAAGAUGUACAUGUUACCAAGUCACAGAGCCCUCAUUGUAGCACAUCCCAGCCUGAUGAGGAACCUGUAUGGCAACCACAAGAUGUCACUCUCCGUCAAAAGCACAGACCCUCUAGCCAUACAAGUCGAGUAGCAGACUAUAGAAGGGCGUGCUACUUUGGGAACACUAGUAGUCCUACGGACCGACUUCCUCCAUCUCACAUACAGUGGGACAUUAGCCCUGUUACAUCGGUCACAAACCUCGUCCCAGCAAGGAGCAACUGGGAGUCCACAUCGGCCAAGUUACAGCAGUCUCAUACUAGUGAAAGAGCUGCAGAGGAUUCUCCAGUCACCGAACACACGUCCCUUCCUAUGCCUUCCACUGACGUAACUUUUGAAAAGAAACCUGCUCGAUGUUUAGAGACACCCCUGAGAGCCAGAUCAUUGAGUCCUCUGACAGAUUCAGUUUUGUGUGGUAAGCCUAUGACUGAAGGCUUAAGGCAAAAUAUUAGUGAUGGAGGUGCUCCUUCUCGAUCCAGAAAUUCCUAUGCUUACGGAACACACAAUUGGGUUUCAGCUUCUAGAAGUCCUUUAGUUUACAGUGAGAGGUCUGAAAGUCCAGUUCAGCCUUCAACAUCAUAUGCAACCACAAGGGAUCCCAGUCCCUCUGGUUUUCCUACCUUACCCUAUGAACAUCACGUUAAGUCAAAGGCCAAAGACACGGGAGGCUGUGAUGACCGCCAAAGCUUGGGAUUAGAAAGAGAAAGUGUCCGAGCACGGUCCCGAAGGAGUGACAAAUGUCUUUUCUCUGAUAGUCCCAGCCCUGUGUCAAUGUUGACUCUGGUGGAAGAAGCUGAAAGUGACCAGUCCCAAUUUUCUGUCCCCAGAAUGUCAGGGUCUUUCAAGACCAAGCCUGCUGCAUCACCUAAAAUGUCAUCAUUGCAGACGAGUGCGAUUCUGGAAUAUCUGAGCCUUCCGGGGUUUAUUGAGAUGAGCGUAGACGAGCCUGUAGAAGAAGCUGAAGUUUCAGGCACUGCUGGACCAAGUUUGGACCGAAAAUCUGUAGAAUCCAUGGUGGCUAAGCCAGAUGUUGUACCUGAAAACUGGGAGGUUCAUGUCCAGGACAAUCCAGAAGGUAAAUCAAAUAAAAGGGAGGGUUGUUUUGAACCUUCACUUUCUCGAGAAAAACACGGCUAUAGGCAUCACAACGAAAAGGAGUCUUUACUUCGUGUAAGGUUUCCAGACAGCGUAAGACCGAUAUCGCCAGCUCCAGAAAAGAAUAGCAAGCAGCUGUACAGUGAGAAAACACAGAUUAGAGCUGAGACUAAAAACACUGAGUCAAGACUCGGUUCCAGGCCAGCUCAUACUUUGCUUAGUGCCGCUAAAGGCAUGGUAGAUAUAGUGUCAAAACAUUCUCAGAGCCUUGGAGACAGCAAUGAGUCUUUAUCAGAGCAACCCCAAAGACAAGGUUCUCAAGGUUCUCAUGGUUCUCAGGGCAACAGGACCAAUAACAUUGCAUCACGAAUAUGUCAAGCCCCUGUGCCAUUUCUCAAGAAAUCCUUCAGCGUUGGACCUUGUCGGACACUCUCAGGUAUGGGACCGCCCAGACCUUUCCUUAAGAAGUCCAUCAGCUUUGGCUCCCAAAGAUGGGAGCACUUUGAGAGCCCAAGGACAUACAUCUCUGAGAGAUGUCACUGGGAUGAGUUCCCAAACCCUGACGUCAGGGUGAAAUCCUACAGUUUGGGUCACACUCCGUCUUCCUUCCACAGGCCAGGUCCUUCCUGGAGGGAAUAUGUCCCGUUAAGACGUCCCAGCAUGGGCAGCUUAGAGAGGCCCCAAUGUACACAAAGAUCUAGUCCCUCCUACCUCAUUCCUGCAAUGUACCCACACAGAGAGAGAUCACUGUCCCCGAUGUCGGAACCCAGCGAUCCACGACGGCAGGCUACCGUUUUCCCCGAUUCCUCACGGUGGUCCCCGUCUUACCCAUAUUCACUGAGGUCUACUCAGUACAGAUAUGUCCCCAUGCCCUCAUCUGUCCCCCACCAUCAUCAACAGUGGCCAGGACACAGACCUUUAGAAGGCAUGAGGCCGAUGGAUCCCAGGAGGGCCCCCCCGAGGUCCUACCUGCCUAGAGGCAUCAGCUGGCCCUCACCUUACUGCAUGCCUUUCCCUCACAGGGAAGGGGACAGUUAUAGACCGGCAGAGAGACCGAUGGGAAGGGGGGGUGACGCAGACCCUCGGGAGGUCAGAGAGGGGGGGAGGGCCAGCUAUGCCAGUCAGAGCAGUGGGAGGGGCAGUGCUGGUUUCUUCCGCCAGUCGCUGUCCAUCACUCCCACCUUGCUCAGCUCCCCCGAAACCACAGAGGAGAGCGAACGCCACAGAGCUGAGCUGGAUCUACCUGAGAGGAGAUCGAAAAGAAGGAACACGUCAGUAGAUGAGAGUUAUGAGUGGGACUCUGCUGACCCGUGUGUGGACACGGAGGUCCUGGAGGCCUUGAGGUUUGAUCGCUGUAAAGCAGAUUUCCCGACAAGCGGAGGAGGGCUUGUAUGCGAUCCACCUACUGGCCUCCGGGACCAAACACACAAAGGCCCGUCUCCCUCUGCCUGCCUACCAGUCUCCAACCCACCUCGCAGCCACUCUCACCACUCCCUUAGUGAGGCGCGUUUCAACGCUCUCCGCCAGGAGUACCAAGAGUACAGACAGGCUCAGGAGUCCAUCUGUUCCCGUGAGCCCUGCCUCGCCCGUGGCAACGAUUCAGACUCUGACGCCAACUCAGCACUGCUCUAGAAGCUAAACUCGGUGUGUCUGACACGGACAGCGAGUAGCAGACAAGCACAUGAACAUGUGGAAGUAGCAUCCGUCAUCUGUUCUGGCAGACUGACGGAUAAUCCGAGUGGUUUGCCCAUAUUUGUCAUCUGGUGGCAUUCUCUGCUUUAUGUUUCACUGUGGAUUAUGUUGCUGAGAAGGGAUUAUUUAUUUUGUUAAGAAGCUUGUGCAUCUGUGUUGCUUUUUUUGUUGACAAUCUGACACAGGCACCCCUUUGACACACAACUGGGAACAAACUACACAAUGAAGGUGUUAUUUCAUGUGAAGAUGUCUUUUCGCUUAUGACAAUUAUUUUGUUCCAAAAUGGUAUCCCUCGUACAACAAACCUCAGGGCAGUUGAUGAUGUUCAUUAUUCUUCCCGAUAGAGAAAUUAUUAUUUUAUUUGCCACUUUUCCCCUCCUGUUUGCCUGAAAUCAUUUGACCUCAGUAUGGUACCUGAUGAAAUGUGCACAUGUUUACUUGUAUUGUUGUUCAAAUGGAACUGGUCAGCAUGUGUAGUUCAAUGACACACGAAAAAAAAGCAAAUGCCUUAUUUUCAUUCUUUAAAAGGGUAGCUGAUUGACUCGGACAGGGUUGCGCUAACAAGCUUCAACCUUUGUACAUUUUCUACAGAUGUUUGACUCACAGGACAUGAGUUCUAAUAUUCAAUAUGUUUACAAUUCACUAAUGUGAAGACAACACUGUGAGUGGUUCAGUCUUUUAUGAAUUCUGUGCCCUUGUUUUUUUUUUUUUUUUUACUGAUGAAUGACAAAUAUUGAUUUGGUGUGUCACAUGACCAGCGGUGACACUGUAAUGUACUUUGGGAAGUACUGUUAUCACUCGCAAUAAGUAUUACAUGUGAGGGCGUGGGGGUGCAUUUCUGCUGACAAAUCUGGAAGUUUUGUACAAAAGUGAAAGUUUUAUAUCUGGUGGUUUGUUAUGAAUAAAUUGUUUUAUUCUAC
This is a messenger RNA of Doryrhamphus excisus (bluestripe pipefish), 7512 nucleotides long. RefSeq names its product immunoglobulin superfamily, member 9b (gene igsf9b). NCBI's taxonomy places the organism in Eukaryota, Metazoa, Chordata, Actinopteri, Syngnathiformes, Syngnathidae. Gene Ontology annotation, biological process: cell-cell adhesion. Gene Ontology annotation, molecular function: protein binding. The record is from RefSeq and is a predicted model, not a curated record.